AUGGCUCAUUGGUUUCAUCGGAAUCCUAUUAAACCUAGCGAGUUCGCUAAAUUCGAACUGAAGGGCGUUAUUACCAAGGAUGUUUGUAGCAAGAUUUGCAGUGAAUUGCGAAUGAGGAGAGAGAAGCUUCUUCCUUUCUUUAAGAGCGCUGCCAAUGAUUACAAUGAGGUCACUAAGGAAUUCGAUGAGUAUAUGGCACUUUUUCAAGGAUUUAUGACUGAUGUAACGGACGAUAGCAAAGAAAGUAAAAUUGCCCCUCUUCUUCGAAUGAAGUGGGGACACACUAUGCUUGUAGGAGUGGGGACUGAGUAUUCGAACGCUUGGUUCGAAGCUUUGAACUUAGUCGUAAAUAUGGCGGUGUGGCUCACAAAACAUGCGGCAUGGCUUGCUGGUAAAGAUGAAGUUAAUGAGAAAGAUGCGAAACUUGUUCACACUUGUUUCAAGCGAGCAUCUUCCAUGUAUGGAUAUGUUUUGGAUAAUUUACAUCAUGUUUCUGGUAUUGAGAACUUCGAAGGAUGUGAUUUAGAUGCCAAAGUUCUUCGUGCUUAUCAACAUCAAUCCACAGCAGAGUCUCAGGAAAUAGUAGUUGCCCGAGCUAUUGAAAUGAAACAUCAGCCUCUUAUUGUUUCUUCUCUGUCCACUCACACUGCUAACAUGUUUUCUGGCGCAGAACGUGAACUCGCUAACUUGAACAAAGACAUUUUUGGACGCUGGCGUAUUUAUCUGCAGCUGAAGCAUCAUCUUUAUCUUUCAUAUGCUUAUGCUUUUCUAGGAGAAUCACUUCUCGCUGAAGACAAGUGUGGCGAGGCCGUGAGGGCAUGCCAAGAAGGUGUUUCGGAGUUCAAUAUUGCAGAGGAGUUAGCUGUGAAGUAUGCGAAGGCGGAUGGCCCUGGAACCCGUAUUAAGCCUGAGCAACACAUGUUCUUCCGUAAAGUAAAGCCGUUAUUAGAGAGACAUCUGGAGAAAGCUAAACGUGAAAAUGGAUUCAUUUAUCAUCAAAAAGUACCAGAUCAGUGUCCAAGUUUGGACGAUGAGUCAGCUUAUGGUAUCACUAAGAUUGAAUCUUAUACUCUUCCUGCUAUCAAUAAGAUGUGGACUCCUGAUGUAUAUGCCGCAUUCGAUUUAAGUAAAGCAGAAAUGCCUGAUUUUUCGAAGAUUCAGAAGAGCAAGAAAAAAAUCGAUCCCGUAGAAGAGGAAAAGAUCUAUCAAACUGAAAAAGAUCCCAGCAAUUCGAGUGGAUGCUCUGUCAUGUAA
This is a messenger RNA of Auanema sp. JU1783, 1254 nucleotides long. The record is from the annotation of a GenBank genome assembly. Lineage: Eukaryota; Metazoa; Nematoda; Chromadorea; Rhabditida; Rhabditidae.